AUGUACACCUCUCUCAAGUUCCUCUCUCUUGCCGCUCUCCUUGGUCUUGCUGCUGCUGCUCCUGCCAACAACACAUCUUCUGAUGGUGGUAGCGGUGGUAGCGGUGGUGGUGCUCGUAUUGUUGUCAAGAACCAAUGUGGCUAUGAUCUCAAUAUCGGCAAGCUUACCAAUGGCCAAUCCUCUCCCGAAACAUCCAGCGUCUCUCAAGGCUCCGAAAAGACUUACAAUGUCGAUGGCAAAUGGCAAGGUCGUUUCUGGGGUCGCAAGAGUGGUGGUGAUAAUCCUGUUGCUGGUGCUGCCAACCCUGCUUCGCUUGCCGAGUUCACCUUUAAGGGAUCUGGUGGCAAUGAUUACUAUGAUGUAUCCUUUGUGGAUGGUUUCAAUCUUCCCAUUUCUAUUGAGCCUAUCAACCCAUCCAAGUCUGGUGGCUCCGAUAACGGUGAAGAAUAUCAUUGUGGCAAGCCUACAUGCUCCAAGCUUCCCGAGUGCCCUGGUGACUUGAAGGGUGAAGAUGGCACAUGCAAGUCCGCUUGCUCCAAGUACAACACUGAAGAAUUCUGCUGCUCUGGAUCACACAACACUCCUGAUACUUGCCCUCCCAACAAGUUCAGCAAGGCUGUCAAGGACUCAUGUCCCGAUGCCUAUUCAUAUGCCUACGAUGACAAGAAGAGCACCUACAUGUGCCAAUCCGAAGGCUACACUGU
Molecule: messenger RNA, 704 nt
Organism: Lichtheimia ornata
Lineage: Eukaryota; Fungi; Mucoromycota; Mucoromycetes; Mucorales; Lichtheimiaceae
Exons: 1
Source: RefSeq, a predicted model, not a curated record